Molecule: messenger RNA, 4581 nt
Organism: Mesoplodon densirostris (Blainville's beaked whale)
Lineage: Eukaryota; Metazoa; Chordata; Mammalia; Artiodactyla; Ziphiidae
Gene: TYW2
Product: tRNA methyltransferase 12 homolog
Exons: 4
Coding region: 951-2270 (439 amino acids)
Biological process (GO): tRNA methylation
Cellular component (GO): cytoplasm
Molecular function (GO): tRNA methyltransferase activity
Source: RefSeq, a predicted model, not a curated record
GGGGGUGCACGCGUGUCCCCACCCCCUCCGAAGUAUGAAGGUGGAGAAAGUGAGGGAUCUUGCCCGCUGCGCUGGCCUCCGGUUGGCUGAGUAGUACGGCUGCCACCCGGCCCCCCUAGCGCCGUGCCUGAAUCUGAGACGGGUUCUGAGCGAUGCUCCAGCGUGUAGGCCCUCUCGCCCGUGUCACGGGCCCGACCACAGCGCCCUGCUCAGGCUUUGGAAGAUUGAAGCGCCCAGGCCGCGCCCUUCGCCAAGUCCGCGCACACCCAGACUUCGGCCAGACAACCGGGUCUCCGAGGCACCCGCUCUGGGAGCCCCAGAGGGAGGGCUAGGCCAGUUCUCCCCCUUCCCAAGAAGAGUCUGAGACUGAGACCUUGACACUGAGAACACCCUUCCCCGUUCUGAUGCAAGCAGCUUAGAGACGCUGGAGCCUGAGGCAAGAAUGUCACAGACCUUUUCCAGGUGGUUGUCCAGGUUCUCCCAGCUGGGGAAAAACAAACUCAUCUGGAAGUCAAAGGGCCCAUUCAUCAACCCAUUGAUGUGGUCCAUACAGGUUCUCAGUUGUGACACACAGGAUCCUUAGUUGUGGCAUGUGGGCUCUUUAGUUGUGGCAUGUGUGUGGGAUCUAGUUUCCUGACCAGGGAUCAAACCCAGGCCCCCUGCAUUGGGAGUGUGGAGCCACUGGACUGCCAGGCAGGAACAAGCUAACGGUUGGCCACAACAAAGAUGGCGGCAGCGGCCUCACACGGCAACGGCAACGGCAACGUCGACGCCAUUCAUCAACGAGCGCGAUAAUAUCAUAUAGUUCCGCCUUGCCGGUUUGACGUCACUUCCGGCCCCAGCCAGCCGGGUGCGCGCCUGUCUUCCGGCUUUGCGUUUGGAUGUGCGGACGGAGGUGAGUGGACUCGGAGUCUCACCGAGGGAAUCCCAGGGAGUGCGGGGCCAGCAACAUGGACAGGGCAGGCGGGAAGUCCGCGGCUGUUGUCGCAGUUGUGACUGAACCGCGGUUUACCCAGCAAUACAGGGAAUAUCUCGAGAAGCAGAAACUCCUGGAGAGACAGCACCGUGUGGAAAAGAUGCCGGAUGGCACCGUGGCGCUACCGGUGCUGGGAGAGGCCCUCACUGAGCAGCACCUGCGGGAGCUGAGGAAUCGUGUGGCUCCAGGCAGCACCUGUGUGCUAACGCAGCUCCUGAAUCCUGUUCCUUCAAAGAAGGCCCAGGCUUGUUCACCUGCCCAAAGGCUGUGUCUUGAGGUGAGUCGCUGGGUAGAGGGCCGCGGAGUGACGUGGUCAGCUCAGCUGGAGGCUGAUCUGCCCCGAUCUUGGCAACGACAUGGUGACCUCUUGUUGCUGAGUGAGGACUGUUUCCAAGCCAAGCAAUGGAGAAAUCUGGAACCAGAACUCUGGGAGACGGUUGCCUCGGCACUUGGCGUCCAGCGUUUGGCCAAACGAGGGCGGGUGUCACCGGAUGGCACUCGAACUCCAGCAGUGAGUCUGCUGCUGGGCGACCAUGGCUGGGUAGAGCAUGUGGAUAAUGGGAUCCGAUGUAAGUUUGACGUCACCCAGUGCAUGUUCUCCUUCGGAAACAUCACUGAGAAGCUUCGUGUGGCAUCGCUGCCCUGCGCUGGAGAAGUGCUGGUGGACCUCUAUGCAGGGGUGGGUUAUUUCACCUUGCCUUUCCUCGUUCACGCUGGUGCUGCCUUCGUCCAUGCCUGCGAGUGGAACCCCCAUGCUGUAGUUGCUCUGAGAAAUAACCUUGAGCUCAAUGGAGUAGCUGGUCGAUGCCAGAUACACUUCGGGGAUAACAGAAAACUGAAGCUCUCAAACAUUGCGGACAGGGUGAACCUGGGGCUGAUUCCCAGCUCUGAAGAAGGCUGGCCCAUUGCCUGCCAAACGCUAAGACAGGAUGCCGGAGGCAUUUUGCAUAUUCACCAAAAUGUGGAAUCUUUCCCAGGGAAGACUCUCCAGCCUCCUGGAAGCAGUGGAAUGGAAAAGGAGGAUUGGUCUUCUCCUCAGCAAAUGAUCACCAGCCAGUUGAAAAAUGGAGCUGCCAGUGAUUCUAGGAAAAAAAUGCUGUCAGCCGCCACCAAGCCAGAGUGGCAAAGGUGGGCGGAAGCUGCAGAAACUCGAAUUGCCACUCUUCUUCAACAGGUGCACGGGAAACCGUGGAAGACACAAAUCCUGCACAUCCAACCAGUGAAAUCCUAUGCUCCCCACGUGGAUCACAUAGUCCUGGAUCUGGAAUGCCGCCCCUGUCCUCUAGUUGGCUAGAGAAGGUGGAUCCUGAGACAGGAGGAUCUACGUGUGAGUGACCCUUAAAGCAUCAACUCAGGCUGGGGCCUCACCUCUCUUGUCUCCUGGUAAUCUAUUUUAAUAUUUUGUGGCCCUAAAAGCAGGCUCUUAAUCAAUACAUAUUAUUUCAUUUGUCUUCCAUUAACACCCUACAGAAUGAGCUGCGUAUCUGGGAGAAGUAGUGUGGCUCAUUGAAAUGAGGCCUGGCUGUGCAAUCAUGAGUUCUGAAUUCUGACCUUAGUUCUGUCUAACCUGCGGUACAUGGUUCCAGUAUUCCUUUGGCCUUGAAUUUUCUCAUUUGCAAAAUGAGGGAUUCUUGGCAAGGUCUCACACGGCUGUCACCUAAUAAACAGUCAUACACAGGGCAUUGGUUAUUUUAGAGUGAAGGACGCAGUGCUGUUUCCAAAAUCACGGCAGCUACAGUAUGGAAACUCACCUGAGUGGGGCCAGGAUGGAAGCAGGGAGAAGGGCGAGGAGGCUUCUGUGGCGGUUCAGGCAUGAGAUGAUGGUGGCUUGGACUAGGGUGGUGGCAGUGGGAGGUGAAUGGAUUUGAGAAGUAAAAUCGAUGGGUCUGAGCAUUGGAGUCCAAAGCAAGGCAUUCAAGUGGUGCUGCUUGGUUAUUAUGACUGACUAAAUCAGGGAGGGAAGAGAACAAAAAUUACUCUAGUGUAUGACCUCCACGUGUCUACUUUAGCAUUCCUAAAUGAGUGGGUGCGGGGAGGGUGUGUCUUAGGUUUAUUAUAGUAGAGAAAGUGUUAAGAAUGACUGCUUUAAAUGACAGGGCAGGGAAACUAGACUUCCAGCCUUAGCUGCUGCAGUAGCUGCCAACUGCUAGCUAAUUUUUAAAGUUUGAAUUAAAAUCUUAGAUUUUUACAGGGCUCAGACUCCCUUUCCAUCUUCCUUCCCUGGCUGAGAACAUCAGGGCCAACAUAAGGAGCUCUAAGGAAUGUGAGAUACUGUGCAGUUUUCCAAGCCUCCCCUUAUUUUAUGGCUCUCUGCCAGUGCCAUUGUUUACUGUUGGAAUGACUAAAUGUAAGGAAUCACUGUUUUAAAACGAUGAGACACAAAUAUAUAUAUAAAGCAUUUUUAAUUCAGUUUCUUCCACCCUGGGCACACGUGUGAGAAGAAACCCAGUAUAUGUCACUCUGAACAGCCUCAAGGUGCAGCCACUUCACAUGGGCAAGCCAUAAAACUAGUCAUUUUCAAACUAAACUAUUAUUUUAAGUGAUUAAAACUAUUUUCAUAUUUUUAAAAGCAUUUUUGAGUUUUGUUCUGGAAUACAGUUAGGUUACUUGGAAACAGUUUGAUCUUUUUUUUGGGCCUCUCACUGUUGUGGCCUCCCCCGCUGCGGAGCACAGGCUCCGGACGCGCAGGCUCAGCGGCCAUGGCUCACGGGCCCAGCCGCUCCGCGGCAUAUGGGAUCCUCCCAGACCGGGGCACGAACCCGUAUCCCCUGCAUCGGCAGGCGGACUCUCAACCACUUGCGCCACCAGGGAGGCCCCAGUUUGAUCUUUUUGAGUCUUGCUUUUAAGCAUUUGUUAGAGCAGCAUAUAGUCUAGGAUUAAUUUUUUUCCAUUAUUGAAGCAAGACCUUUCUUCGUUCUCUGACGCCUUGUGAAUUAUGAGAUUUUCCACUCUUGCUGUAUGUAGAAACAGGAAUUAUCCACCACCCCGUGUGGUGUGAGCUCUGAGUAUUUUUUCCUAUAAUCCUUUCUGGCGGGUCUUUUGUUGGCUUUUGGUAGUUUCCUAUCAUGUGGGCUGAUCAUUACUCAGCUGAAAACCUUUAAGGCAACGGUCAGCAGAUCUCUGGAGUUCCCUUUGUGUGCGGCUUUCUCCUCUCUGGCAUUCUACCCUGUGAACUCUACUUACUUGGGCUCCCAGGACUCACCUCCUCACCUCAGGGAGUCAGACUGCUGGCCUCCACUCCAUCCUCGUGCCACAGCAUGGAAAACUUCUCCAGGCUGUAAGUUGGAGCAAUUGUAUGGCUCACCUGGUUUGUUUUCCACCUCUCAUGGACCAUUGCUCUUCAUCGCCUAUGUCUGAUGCCUUGAGGGCCGUUGUUUCAUAAAUUUUGUCAAUUUUUUAAAACUAUUUAGAAGUUUAUAAUAAUUGUUUUGACGUAAAUGUACUAACUUUCACAAUCAUUAUUGAUGAAAUUCACUCUAGCAAUAAUAUACCUACUUCAGCUGACACAAUGUUUCAACAUGUAAAGCACAUAAGAAUUUCUUGCUACAAUUAUGUUUGGAAUGCUUACCUAUAUUAUAAAAUGACUAUUAAAAUAUUAGCAAUGA